CGUUGCAAGGCCACUAUCAUGCGUGGUGGGCCAUCGUCCAGCUACCCAAGUCCACGGUGGAGAAGAUGCUUCCAGCAGGUCGUCCAAUGGUCCUUGAAGAGAUAUCUUUACCAGGUCUUCUAGCUGACCAUCACCCAGUCGUACUGGAGAUUGGUACUGAGCAUGACGUAGGGCCAGUCGGCUUCCCAAAAUGGCUCCUCAUAAAGUUCCCGGAGUUCAAGCUGGACAUUCCAUUUGUCUCAACAGCGCCCUCAAGCGGUGGUGACACCCACACUAGCCUGAACUACAAGUCCAUCGUGUACACCGAUUCAAAGUUUCUGAGUUUCUCGUCGCGGUUUCAGUACAACCUUAAUGCUAAGAAGGCCACCAUUAAAAUGACUGAUACCACUUACGAUUUAACAUUUGAAGGGAAUAAGUUUACUGCUUCAUUUGACCCGUCAGGUGAAUUUACUUCCCCAGAAAACUUCUCAAACUUUGCUGUUUAUCAAAACAUCAUGUCCCAAACAUGGUUCGGGUCUUACAACAGCAACAAAAAAACAUGUGCCAGCCACUACUACCAGUUCGACAGUAUUCAAGUCCGACCAGCAAGUAUGACCAUGCAAGCACAGACUGGAGUACUGGAUGUACAUUUCCCGGAUAUUCAAAUCAAUACCCCAUCUGUGACUGAAGCACUUGGUACUGUGGAAGUAUGGGCUUGCUUUACCAUCAGUAACCCAUUCGACUGUCUUUAA
Molecule: messenger RNA, 731 nt
Organism: Asterias rubens (European starfish)
Lineage: Eukaryota; Metazoa; Echinodermata; Asteroidea; Forcipulatida; Asteriidae
Exons: 2
Coding region: 66-731 (221 amino acids)
Source: RefSeq, a predicted model, not a curated record